This is a messenger RNA of Talaromyces atroroseus, 1143 nucleotides long. RefSeq lists its product as hypothetical. The transcript is spliced from 2 exons. The coding region runs from base 1 to 1143 and encodes 380 amino acids. NCBI's taxonomy places the organism in Eukaryota, Fungi, Ascomycota, Eurotiomycetes, Eurotiales, Trichocomaceae. Gene Ontology annotation, cellular component: mitochondrial inner membrane. Gene Ontology annotation, biological process: transmembrane transport. The record is from RefSeq and is a predicted model, not a curated record.
AUGACAGAGAACCCAGAGGAAAGCACAGCGCCGGCCAUGGCAGAGAAGAUUAGAUCGAAAGAUCGUGUGGACGGUACAUCAAAAGACGUCACGCAAGUCGAUACGCGAAGCCUCGAUUACAUUCUGCGGAGUGGAUUAGCAGGUGGUCUCGCGGGAUGUGCUGGAAAAACCGUUGUGGCCCCUCUUGAUCGGGUCAAAAUUCUCUUUCAAGCAUCAAACCCACAAUUCGCCAAAUAUUCCGGAAGCUGGUCGGGACUGGCCAUGGCCAUGCGAGAUAUUCAUCGAUUCGAGGGUUCUCGUGGUCUAUAUAAAGGACACUCGGCGACCUUGCUACGAAUCUUUCCUUACGCUGCGAUUAAAUUCCUUGCAUAUGAGCAAAUCAGAGCGGUCAUCAUCCCUUCUAAAAGUAAAGAAACCCCCUUCAGGCGUUUAAUCUCUGGCAGCCUGGCUGGGAUAACAUCGGUAUUCUUCACAUAUCCACUAGAAGUCAUACGUGUUCGCAUGGCGUUCGAAACAAAGCAAAAUACGCGAUCAUCUUUUUCACAAAUUUGCCAACAAAUAUAUCAUGAACGGGCUUCUUCGAGGCCUGUAGCUGCAAAUAACGGCCAGUCCAUCGCCAUGGCCACUGCUCGGACGGUGUCAACAUCUAUCAACACCGUCACACCAAGCUCUGGCCUCGCAAACUUCUAUCGAGGGUUUGCGGCCACCAUUCUUGGUAUGAUUCCAUAUGCCGGAAUAUCAUUUUUGACUCACGACACUAUUGGGGACGUACUUCGUCUUCCCAAUCUUGCGCCAUACACCACGAUUCAUGAUUCGGACAAUCCAAGCCCAUCCGGUAAACGACAGAACAAACGACGUUUGCAACUUACCGCGUCUGCUGAACUCUUCUCCGGAGCGAUAGCAGGCCUUAUUUCACAGACUUCGGCAUAUCCACUCGAAGUGAUCCGCCGGCGCAUGCAAGUUGGCGGUGCCAUGGGAGAUGGCCAUCGACUGAAUCUCGCCGAGACGGCUCGCAAGAUUUUCUUGGAAAAGGGUUUCCGUGGGUUCUGGGUAGGCAUUACGAUUGGAUAUCUCAAAAUCAUACCCAUGUCUGCCACCAGCUUUUUUGUCUAUGAGCGGAUGAAGUGGUAUUUGGGGAUAUGA